AUGAGACAAAAGUCACCUUUAAAAAGAAAAAAAGGAAAUGAAAAGAAGAUAUCAACAACGUCACAAACUAACAAGAAUGAAACCCCAAAGAGAAGAAAUUCAAACAAAACAAGUGAGUCGAAUGACUCUUCGUCCACAUCGACUACUUCAACAUUCAAAGUUAAUGGAUCGAGUGCUAACAAUAAUCAAGAGUCAACAAGUCAGACCAAUCCAGUUCAUUCAAGCAAAAAACAAGCAAACUCUACCACCAACCCCACCAACCCCUCAAAAUCAACCUCAAAUAAGGAAUCUAAUCCAAAGCAACAAAAAUUGAUUUUGGAUUUUUUCAAGUAG
This is a messenger RNA of Naegleria fowleri, 333 nucleotides long. RefSeq lists its product as uncharacterized. Lineage: Eukaryota; Heterolobosea; Eutetramitea; Acrasida; Naegleriidae. The coding region runs from base 1 to 333 and encodes 110 amino acids. The transcript has a single exon. The record is from RefSeq and is a predicted model, not a curated record.